UCUUCUACCAUUCACUCAGCAAAGAUGGGACAUCCGGUCACGCUUGCUACAUGUUCGUUGAACCAAUGGGCAUUAGACUUUAACGGGAAUCGCGAUCGGAUUCUAGAAUCGAUCAAACAAGCAAAAGAGGCAGGAGCAAAAUUACGUGUUGGACCUGAAUUGGAAAUCCCGGGAUAUGGAUGUUUCGAUCAUUUCUUGGAAGGCGAUACAGUCUUACAUUCCUGGCAAGUGUUAUGUGAGAUACUAUCAAACAAAGAUACAUUUGGACUUUUGAUCGACGUUGGAAUGCCAAUCUUACAUCGUUCAACUUUGUACAAUUGCAGAGUGAUCAUAUUAGAUGGAAAGAUUGUUUUAAUUCGUCCAAAAAUGUGGUUAGCGAAUGAUGGGAAUUAUAGAGAAUUACGUUAUUUUUCACCUUGGACAAGAAGAGGACAGUGGGAUGAUUUCGCCCUUCCAAGAAUGGUCAGAGAAAUUUCAGGUCAACAAUCUGUUCCUUUUGGCGAUGCUGUCGUUUCAACAAAGGAUACAGUGAUCGGAGUGGAAUUGUGUGAGGAGUUGUUCACGCCAAACAGUCCUCAUAUCGCAAUGGGCUUGGAUGGAGUGGAGAUCUUUAUCAAUCCUAGUGGAAGUCAUCAUGAAUUACGAAAGCUUCAUCGCAGAGUCGAUCUGAUUCGAGAGGCAACAUUGAAGGCAGGCGGAGUGUAUUUGUAUGCUAACCAACAAGGAUGUGAUGGAGACCGAUUGUACUACGACGGCUGUCCUUUAAUUGCUUCAAAUGGUGAUGUUGUAGCACAAGGAACACAAUUCUCUCUGGAUGAUGUGCAAGUGAUCACUGCAACAAUUGAUUUGGAUGACGUCAGAGCAGCAAGAAGCAGCAAAAGUCGUGGUAUGCAAGCUGUUCAAUCCGAUCUGAUCAAUAACGGAAAAGGAUUCCAUAGAGUUUCAGUUGAUUUUGAGCUUGGACGACGAGAAGAAUGGGGAGGUGAACUCGGUGGGUUGAUCAAUGGAGUGAAGGAUGUUCUUGGGUCAAAGACUACCGUCACAGACGUACAGAAUUUGUCUCAUCCCUUACCGGCAUCCAGACCGCUAGAAGUACAAUACAAUACACCAGAGGAAGAGAUCGCUUUAGGACCUGCUUGUUGGUUGUGGGAUUAUCUUCGUCGUUCGCGUACACAGGGAUACUUUAUCCCACUUUCAGGGGGGAUUGAUAGUUGUGCAACAAGUGUGAUUGUGCAUAGCAUGUGCAGAUUGGUCGUCAAAGCAUGUAAGCAAGGAAAUCAGCAAGUAUUGGAAGAUGUUCGAAGAAUAUGUGCGAAACCUUCUGAAUGGAUUCCUGAAUCACCGCAAGAAGUUGCAAGUCAUUUGUUCGUGACGUGCUAUAUGGGAACAGAAAACAGCAGCACAGAAACUCGUCAGAGGGCUAAAGAUUUAGCGGAAGCAAUUGGUGCCUAUCAUAUCGAUCUCAAUAUGGAUAUCAUUAUCCGAGCAAUUGUGACUUUGUUCUCGAUGGUGACCAAUAAACAACCAAGAUUCAAGGUCCAUGGAGGUUCAGCGGCCGAGAACUUGGCAUUGCAAAACAUUCAAGCUCGAUUGCGGAUGUUACUGGCCUAUAUGUUUGCCCAAUUGGUGCCCUGGGUUAGAGGAAUGGUAGGAGGUCUGUUGGUGCUUGGAAGUGCAAACGUAGAUGAAAGCUUGCGAGGCUACUUGACAAAAUACGAUUGUAGUUCGGCAGAUAUCAAUCCUAUAGGUGGAAUCAGUAAAACGGAUUUAAAGCGUUUCAUUGCCUAUGCAGAAGAUGCAUUCGAAUUGCCAAUCUUACACGAUUUCUUAACGGCAACUCCAACAGCUGAAUUGGAACCGAUCACAAAAGAAUACGUUCAAUCGGACGAAGUAGAUAUGGGAAUGACGUAUGAUGAAUUAUCAAUUUUUGGACGAUUACGCAAGGUGGAAAAGUGUGGACCAUAUAGUAUGUUUUGCAAAUUGGUUCAUGAAUGGGGAGAUAGAUUGAGCCCUGAACAAAUUGCAGAAAAAGUGAAAAAGUUCUUUUUCGAAUAUGCCCGUAAUCGACACAAGAUGACAACAUUAACACCUUCUUAUCAUGCCGAGUCUUAUAGUCCUGACGAUAAUAGGUUUGAUUUAAGGCCGUUUUUGUAUCCUUCUAGAUUUCCAUAUCAAUUCGCAAAGAUUGAUGAAUUGGUAGCAAGGAUACCGGACAGAAGCGGAGGAAACAAGAAGGGUUGAACGAAGCUGUAAACUAUUUGCAUAAAUGUCAUUUAAUUUACCGUGCCGAGAAAAAUACUUUUAUACAUCUGAUCAACGUUGUAUCCAAUUUCAUUUAUGUACGAAUGGAUCUUAUGGCAUUUGAUCACCGUUAUAUCCAUAUUCAUUUAUGUACGAGUUGAUCUUAUGACAUCUUUCUCAAGGAUCAGCCCAUUUAUUAGUCUAUAAUACGGACAAAUUCGGAAGCUAAUUUUAAUUUGUAUUCAAAGACAGA
Meira miltonrushii is the source of this 2494-nucleotide messenger RNA. Its product is annotated as glutamine-dependent NAD(+) synthetase with GAT domain-containing protein. The transcript has a single exon. The record is from RefSeq and is a predicted model, not a curated record. Gene Ontology annotation, biological process: NAD+ biosynthetic process. Lineage: Eukaryota; Fungi; Basidiomycota; Exobasidiomycetes; Exobasidiales; Brachybasidiaceae. Bases 25 to 2241 code for a protein of 738 amino acids. Gene Ontology annotation, molecular function: ATP binding; glutaminase activity; NAD+ synthase (glutamine-hydrolyzing) activity. Gene Ontology annotation, cellular component: cytoplasm.